Plectropomus leopardus (leopard coralgrouper) is the source of this 1310-nucleotide messenger RNA. It is a transcript of the gene sfxn5b, whose product is annotated as sideroflexin 5b. Gene Ontology annotation, molecular function: monoatomic ion transmembrane transporter activity; citrate transmembrane transporter activity. The record is from RefSeq and is a predicted model, not a curated record. Gene Ontology annotation, cellular component: mitochondrial inner membrane. NCBI's taxonomy places the organism in Eukaryota, Metazoa, Chordata, Actinopteri, Perciformes, Serranidae. Gene Ontology annotation, biological process: monoatomic ion transport; citrate transport; mitochondrial transmembrane transport.
AAUGUAGUUCGCUGCACUUGGAAAAUCCGUUCAUGAUUCAGUUCAUUAAUAAAUAAAUAGUUCGGUGUCAUGGCGGAAUCUGCAGCAUGUCCUGCCUUCCAGCUCGGGAGACCUCGAUACGAGCAGGGUUCAUUCCUCGGUCGACUGAGACACUUCGUGGACAUCAUCGACCCCAGCACCCUGUUUGUGUCCGAGAAACGAUUGAAAGAAUGCAUAAAACUACUUGAUGACUAUAAACAGGGCAAGCUUCCACCUGGAGUGUCUGAUCUUCAGCUGUGGGAAGCUCAGAAGAUCAAGCAGGCCAUCAUUCAUCCUGACACAGGAGAGAAGAUCUUCAUGCCAUUUCGAAUGUCAGGUUAUGUACCAUUCGGAACACCGAUUGUCAUUGGCCUUCUUCUCCCAAAUCAGACUGUGGUGUCUACCAUUAUAUGGCAGUGGCUGAACCAAAGUCAUAACGCCUGUGUGAACUAUGCCAACCGCAACGCCACAAAGCCAACACCAACAUCCAAGUUUCUUCAGGGCUAUGUAGGAGCUGUGACCAGCGCUGUUUCUAUUGCAGUGGGACUGAAUGUGCUGAUUCAGAAGGCCAACAAGCUGAGUCCUGCCACCAGAAUGAUAAUUCAGAGACUGGUCCCCUUCCCAGCUGUAGCCAGUGCAAACAUCUGUAACGUGGGCCUGAUGAGGCACAAUGAGCUCUCUGAAGGAAUCGAUGUGCUUGACAACAACGGGAAUGUGGUGGGAUCCUCCAAAAUUGCUGCAAGGCAUGCGAUCAUGGAGACCGCUUUCACACGUGUGGUCCUCCCGAUGCCGAUCUUUGUCCUGCCCCCAAUCAUCAUGUCCUACCUAGAGAGGCUGCGAUUCCUGCAGAGCAACCGCAGAUUGUUGCUGCCCAUCCACAGCCUCGUGUGCCUCGUUACCUUCGGCCUCUCGCUGCCCGUGGCCAUCAGCCUGUUCCCCCAGAUGUCUCAGAUUGAAGUGUCUUGCCUAGAGCCGGAAAUUGCCAUGGCAACAGAUUGCAAGGUGGUGACCUACAACAAGGGUUUAUGAUGGAUGGCAUGAUAAGGCAGCAGAGAGCAGAGGACAGGGCGGCGAGGAUGGAAAUGAGGCUGCGAUGUGUAAAGCUGUCAGGGAGAACCUGCAGCGGGGUUCCUCCUGCCGACAGGUUUGGGAGUCUUUCUGCUGCAGUAGAUCGCCAUGUACUAACACAGGGUUCCUAAAAAUUUUCUUUUUUUAUGGUUCUCAAGCAAUUACUGAGUCGAGAUAUGAAAAUUGGACAGAUUUUUUUUCUGUCCUGUCUGUUUUCUGUAUAU